Tribolium castaneum (red flour beetle) is the source of this 2100-nucleotide messenger RNA. Its product is annotated as muscle LIM protein 1. NCBI's taxonomy places the organism in Eukaryota, Metazoa, Arthropoda, Insecta, Coleoptera, Tenebrionidae. Gene Ontology annotation, cellular component: Z disc; cytoplasm; nucleus. The transcript is spliced from 9 exons. Bases 175 to 1665 code for a protein of 496 amino acids. Gene Ontology annotation, biological process: muscle tissue development; sarcomere organization. The record is from RefSeq and is a predicted model, not a curated record. Gene Ontology annotation, molecular function: actinin binding; structural constituent of muscle.
ACUAUGAUGUGUCGCACCCCUCCAUGUUAUCCAUGGGGUCGUGUGCAAAAGCACUUUUAUAGACUAGGAGGACCUGGUGCGGGCAUUCGAAUUUCAGUGGUUCUAGUGUAAGGACACCAUUGAGGACCUCUCCACCGACUACUGUACGAUUCCGACCAGGUCGACUAGAUCAAGAUGCCUUUCAAGCCUGCCGAAAACCCCAAAUGCCCCAAGUGCCAGAAAUCCGUCUACGCCGCUGAAGAGCGUGUAGCUGGCGGUUACAAAUGGCACAAGUCCUGCUUCAAAUGCGGCCUUUGCGGCAAAAUGUUGGACUCCACCAACUGCACAGAACACGAAGCCGAAUUGUAUUGCAAGAACUGCCACGCCCGCAAAUACGGACCUAAAGGCUACGGCUUUGGCGGUGGUGCCGGUUGCCUUAGCAUGGACACUGGCUCCCAUCUCCAACAAGGCGACGAUAUUGUUGUUUCUCGAGCCCCCCUUUUGCCGAAAGCCAUCGCGAAGGCCCCCGAAGGCGAAGGAUGUCCCCGAUGCGGCGGUUACGUGUACGCUGCCGAACAGAUGUUAGCAAGAGGAAGAGGUUGGCACAGAAUUUGUUUUCGUUGUAAUAAUUGCUCCCGAUGGUUGGAUUCAACAUCACAUUGUGAUGGGCCAGACGGGGAAGUUUACUGCAGAGCUUGCUAUGCUCAACGCUUUGGUCCUCGAGGAAUCGGUCAUGCGGGCGGUACUUUUCUUGGACUAAUGUGCGAUGCUUUGGAUCUUAAAUGGCAGAGUGAUGCCGCCCCCAAAACCACGGUGAUUGACACCGCUUGCAUCAAGGCUCCUCCAGGCCAAGGUUGUCCCCGUUGUGGUGGUGUAGUGUUUGCCGCCGAAGAGGUCCUCGCGAAAGGAAGACCUUGGCAUCGUAAAUGUUUCAAAUGCAAGGAUUGUACUAAGACCCUCGACUCAAUUAUCGCUUGCGAUGGACCUGAUAGCGAUGUCUAUUGUAAGACCUGUUACGGCAAAAAGUGGGGCCCUCACGGAUACGGCUUCGCUUGUGGCUCAGGUUUUCUCCAGACUGAUGGGCUAACCGAAGAUGAAAUUUCGCAAACACGACCUUUCUAUAAUCCCGAUACGACCUCUAUCAAGGCCCCUCCAGGACAAGGAUGCCCCCGAUGUGGAGGAAUGGUCUUCGCUGCCGAGCAACAACUGGCCAAAGGAACAAUGUGGCACAAGAAGUGCUUCAACUGCGCCGAGUGUCAUCGUCCUCUCGAUUCAGUCCUGGCUUGUGACGGUCCUGACCGUGAAAUCCACUGCAGGGCCUGCUACAGCAAGCUGUUUGGUCCCAAAGGGUUCGGUUUUGGCCACACUCCCACUCUGGUGUGUGCCGACGGCGCCCCUGCCGCCAUCCACAACGACAUCAGACCCAACAGCGGGCCAAAAGCCGCCCCUGGGCAAGGCUGCCGUCGUUGUGGUUAUGCCGUCUAUGCUGCUGAGCAGAUGAUCAGCAAAAACGGCAUCUGGCACAAGAGGUGCUUCUGCUGUGUUGAAUGCAAGCGCUCGUUGGAUUCCACCAACCAAAACGAUGCCCCCGAUGGCGAAAUUUACUGCCGAGGUUGCUACGGAAGGAAUUUCGGGCCCAAGGGAGUUGGUUUUGGAAUGGGCGCUGGCACUCUGACUAUGGCUUAGAUUCACCGACCCGACCCUUUGAACUCUCUUAACCGAUGCGGAUUGGUUAGGACUGUUCCACCUUUUAGCUUGUGGUUUUAGCAGGAAUAAUAUUAUUACUAAAAAUGAUGCUUGAGGACGCAUAUUUUUUUUGGAGAUUUUUUGGAAUUCCAUUUUUGAUAGAGGACACGACAGAAAGGGAACAAGACUCGAACGGCUUAUUCCGUUACCAGUUGGUAUAAGAUUAUGAAAGACUUCCUCGAACGACCAGGGUUUUCCUGAGGUUUUUUGUACAUAUCUACACUGGCCACAAUGUUGGUCUAAUAUAGCUUCGCGCUUUGCUACUGUACUCGAUUUGUUUUUAUGCUAUUUACAACGUAAGUCUUUUUGUCUAGAUGUACUUUCAUUGUAUAUUAUGUUUAAUAAAAAGCUAAUAAAGUUACCUAAAAAACGAAA